UGCUCUUGGUGCCACUCUUGGUGGUAGUGCUUUUGGUGCUGCUUUUGGUGGUGGUGCUCUUAGUGCUGCUUUUGGUGGUGAUGCUUUUGGUACUGCUUUUGGUGGUGGUGCUCUUGGUGCCGCUUUUGGUGCUGCUUUUGGUGGUGGUAUUCUUGGUGCCAUUCUUGGUGAUGGUGGUGCCACUUAUAGCGGUGGUGUCACCCUUGGUGGUAGUGCUCCCAAUAGUGGUGCUCUCAGUG
This is a messenger RNA of Racocetra persica, 239 nucleotides long. The record is from the annotation of a GenBank genome assembly. Lineage: Eukaryota; Fungi; Glomeromycota; Glomeromycetes; Diversisporales; Gigasporaceae.